Messenger RNA from Caretta caretta (loggerhead turtle), 3663 nucleotides. RefSeq names its product four and a half LIM domains 5 (gene FHL5). Gene Ontology annotation, cellular component: Z disc; nucleus. NCBI's taxonomy places the organism in Eukaryota, Metazoa, Chordata, Testudines, Cheloniidae. The record is from RefSeq and is a predicted model, not a curated record. Gene Ontology annotation, molecular function: transcription coactivator activity. Gene Ontology annotation, biological process: positive regulation of transcription by RNA polymerase II.
CCAAAAUCUGAUGGGAUCCUCAAAUAGCUCUGGCAGAUUAUUCUGUUUAUUUUGGAUUUAAUGAAUGCUUAUUUCUGUGAAAGCUAAUCUAUUUUCCCCCUUUAUUAUGCUACACAAGUCAUAAGAAGCAGCAGCUUGAAACCAAAUAUAUCCAAGGGAAGAAGGCUGCUCAAAUCUCCCUGCAGUGUCACUGAUUUUAUUAUUACAGCGAUAAUCUUCACAGUAGCCAGCUAACCUGCAGUUCCUUGUCCAUCUUCUAUCUGGACAUGGGGUUUUCCAAAAGGAAGACACAUUUCAGAAAGAAAGAACAGCUGAAGAACCAAAAAAUGACAAGUAAUCACUGCCAUUACUGCAUGGAAUCCCUUCUUGGCAGGAAGUAUGUAUUUAGAGAAGAGAAUUCUUACUGUGUUACAUGUUAUGAUGACCUAUUCGCUAACUCCUGUGAAGAAUGCAAGAAGCCCAUUGAAUGUGAUGCCAAGGAUCUCGCCUAUAAAGGCCACCACUGGCAUGAAGCGUGCUUCAAGUGUGCCAAAUGCAAUCACUCUUUAGUGGAAAAUCCUUUUGCUGCCAAGGAUGAGCUCUUGCUGUGUACUCAGUGUUAUUCUAAUGAGUAUUCAUCAAAGUGCUUUCAUUGUCAGAAGGCCAUUAUGCCCGGUUCUCGUAAAAUGGAAUUUAAAGGGAGUUGCUGGCAUGAAACCUGUUUUGUUUGUCAAUACUGCCGGCAACCAUUAGGAACAAAGCCUUUGAUUACCAAAGACAAUGAGAAUUAUUGUGUGCCAUGUUUUGAGAAGCAGUUUGCUCACCACUGCUACUCCUGCAAGAAGAUGAUAACUACUGGUGGAGUGACGUACCACGACCAGCCAUGGCACAAAGAAUGUUUUCUGUGUGCUGGAUGUAAGAAGCAGCUGUCUGGGCAGCGGUUUAUUUCCAAAGAUGACCAUCCAUACUGCCUAGACUGCUUCCGAAAGCUUUAUGCAAAGACAUGUGCGGCCUGCAACAAACCCAUUACUGCGCUCGGAGGUGCCAAAUUUAUCUCAUUUGAAGAGCGCCAGUGGCACAAUGCCUGCUUUAACUGUGUGAAAUGUUCCAUUUCGCUGGUGGGACAAGGAUUCCUCACCCAGCAAGAUGACAUCCUCUGUCGUGAAUGCGGCUCUGCUGCAUAGUUAGGGAGAGAGAGACGUCAGCCUUGCAUGCUGUAACCAAGUACUUCCUUACCUUGCGGUCAGGAAUUCAUUUAAAGGCCAUUAAGAGUUAUUUAGUCAUUCAAGUUGCUUUUCAACAGCAGUUCAGUUCUAUCACAGUGCUCAGCUGCUACAUGCAUGCCUUAUAUCUUGUAAAAAGAUUUUUACACAGUUCUGGUUAAGAAAACAUUUCCAAAGAAAUUUCUAUAUCUAUUUUAAUGGAAAUACAGUAUGUUUGUCCUGGUAAAACAGUGCACUCUGCUGUUGGGAGCUUUAGAAUUUGAUAUUACAUAAUCCAAGAAUGACUAUGAAAAAUCUAUAUUUGGAAGACAUAAUAGAUUACCUCAAUGAAGAAAACUUAUACUAGUAGUCUACUGAUGCAGACACUCAGGUGUAAAGUGGUGGUGGUGCAUUCCCCACUGGGCCACAAUAUUUAAUCAGAACAAUGUUCCACAGUAUUAGAAAGUCAUCAAACAUUACAUGUUAACCAUGGCAAAAGAAGUAAUAAUAUUUCUUUUAUAUUGUUGUGCAGAUAGGAGUUUGAUAGAUAUCUCUGGCAUCUCAUUACGUAUGUCCUUUAUUAGUUGCUACUUACGUUCUUCAAGUCUUAAGACACAAGUACACUUUCACAAUUACACAAUAACACAAGGUUCAUAAUAUCGCAGCUAGGCCCGCAGUUCACUUCACUUUGUUCUUAUAUCUCGCUGACUGACUGGCAAUGCCCCACCCCUUAUAUGCUCCCAAGGGCAUGGCUGACAACAUUCUAGGAGGUUCAAGGAAAAUGUAGUUCUCCGAAAGUCUGGAAGGUUCCAUGAGAUUCUACAAAGGUCCAGAAGAGUCUAGAAGAUUAGUGAAUCCACAUAUGAAAUACCUGAAACAUUUUACUUCAAACAUUCUAUUUUUCCUUUUGUUUCUAAAAACAAAAACAGCACCCACCCAAGCCUGGUGCCCCCCAAGCCUGGGUUGCCUGCACCUAAAUCUGGCGCUGCCUACCACUGAGAGUUGGUUUAUGCUCUGAAGCAUCAAAGCCUAUAUCCGUUCUUAACAAACAAACAAAUAAAAAUCUGUUCCAAGACUAGUGAUUUGCAGAGCUGAACUACAGCCCCUUUACCAAAAUUAGCCAGUUUUAGUUAAACUUUUUUUUUGCUUCGUCAACUUUUCAGGACAUAAAUAAAUAAAUAAAACUACACUUUAAUCUGCCAUCAAAAUCAAUUAGCUCCCUCAAUCAGAGCGCUAAUUUAUAAUUUACAACUAGCUAACGUCUUAAAACUGCAACUGCCUUGUCUGCACUAGGAUUUUAGUACAUAUUAAACAUACACCCUUUUUCCUAGUGUAGAUAUGGCUUGAGAGUCACCUUCGUGUCUGCCAAGCCACCUCUCUCUCCUCCUGAAACCCAUUUUCCAGAAACCCAACCAUCUUUCUCAUCAUGAAUAGUUUCUCCUUGCUCUCACUUCUUUGAGCUGUGAUCUAAUAUCUUUUCUUAUGUGUUUGCCUUGUCUAUAUUAAGACUGUCAGUGCUUUAGAACAAGGAGCAUGUCCUACUCUUUUUGUUAAGAGCCAUGUACAUUUACCAGCAUUAUAGCAAGGAUUUUUAAUAUUAUUUUCAUUACAAUCGAUAGGCCAACAGAACAAUGUAGGUUUGUUCCUAUAUCUCAUUUAUGUCACUUGGAGAGGAUUUCAUCUGCUUGCUGAGCUUUUAAAGUAAAAGUGUCUAUAUUAAAGGCCAUCUAGAUUAGUGUUACAAAUGGUUCUUCCCUUUGUUGUUCCACGCUUUCAUGUAAUUAAACUAUCAUUAUACUGCGCCAUUGAGAAUGGUGCACUGAAAUACUCAAGGGCAGGUUUUGUACCAUUUACCAUGCUCUUGAUGUGUUUUAAAAAACAUCUUACUCACAUUAACUUCAGGAGCACGUGUGUCCUUUUAGGCGCUGAUCCAAAGUCUAUUGCCAUUAAUAGGAGUCUUUUCUUUGACCUCAGUUGCAGUAAGAUCUCAUUCCCUUAUUUAAUUGAAAGUGGUAAUUACAUUAAGAAGACAUAAAAAGAAAAGUACACUAUAUGAAAAUAGGCCAGUGCCAAACUGCAAUAGCAUAAAAUCUAUGUGGAUAAUAACUAACCACAAGCUCUCUGUUUUCUAGUCAAUAAAAUAUUGAUUUUUUUGCUUAAUGUGGUGUUGGUUUAGAUUUUUAUUCUCUUCUGCUAGGAGAGCUUUUAUCAAAGUUUUUAUUUUCUGAUUUGCUUCUGGCUUUACUCUAGCUGCUUGCCUUUCCUUUCUUUUCUCAUAGAUCAGAUAGAGAAUAUUGAUCAGAGUCAGGAUACCAUAAAUAAAACUAGGUAGUGUAGCCUAAAAAAGGAAUAUAGCAAUGGACAUGUAUGCAGAGAGAUUCUAAAAAUGUGCAAUGACUGAUUAGAAAUUAGCUCACUGGUAAAUGUCAACUGACCCCCAGAAUCUUAAAAUAAAAAUUGACAAAUCACCUGAUGUGACCAU